Molecule: messenger RNA, 855 nt
Organism: Puntigrus tetrazona (Sumatra barb)
Lineage: Eukaryota; Metazoa; Chordata; Actinopteri; Cypriniformes; Cyprinidae
Product: C-type lectin domain family 4 member E-like
Exons: 4
Coding region: 258-641 (127 amino acids)
Source: RefSeq, a predicted model, not a curated record
CAAACUGCACACAAGAGAGAGAUGAGCUACAAACCAAGAUUAACGGCCUCACAGAAGAGAGAGACAAGCUACUUACUAACAUUACCCACCUCACAGAAGACAGGGAAGGGUUACAAACCAAGAUUAACGGCCUCACGGAAGAAAGAGAUCAGCUAAUAACAAAGAACAGAAAUCUGCUGAACGAGAAUCUUCAGCUUAAAAAUCUACUUUUUUGUAAAAAAGAUAAAUGGAUUUAUUAUCAAUCCAGUUUUUACUACAUGUCCAGCGAGACAAACAACUGGUCUGAGAGCAGACAAGACUGUCUGAAGAGAGGAGCAGAUCUGAUCAUCAUAAACAACAGAGAGGAACAAGAUUUUGUUACGAACAUUACUGAUAAGAGAGAAUUCUGGAUCGGUCUGAUGGACAGUGAUGUGGAAGGCACUUGGAAAUGGGUUAAUGGCAGCACACUGACCUCUGGGUUCUGGGCAUCUAGAGAGCCAAAUGUAGGAAGAAUAGAGAACUGUGCUGUGACGUAUUUAACACAGUGGCCUGAUUUAUUGGGGUGGCUUGAUGUUAGAUGUCAAAAUGCAUAUCGUUGGAUCUGUGAGAAGUCUCUGUGGCCCUACCAACAUGUGGUAAUUGGGGAAGGCUGGGGGGGGUGAAUGCUUUGAGGCAGGUCAAAGGCACAAAAAUUAAACAGUUUGCUUGUUAACACGAUUUCAAUGUGAGGGGGAAAAAAUAAAUCAAUGUCCGUUCUAUGAAUCCAGUUAGUGUUUCAAAGUGCGUCUUAAGAAUCAAAUACACAUUUGUAAAGGAUUUGAUCUAUUGAACAACACACACAAACAUACACUCAAACACACAGUUCCCUACUAGUUU